Phyllopteryx taeniolatus (common seadragon) is the source of this 3774-nucleotide messenger RNA. RefSeq names its product dolichyldiphosphatase 1 (gene dolpp1). NCBI's taxonomy places the organism in Eukaryota, Metazoa, Chordata, Actinopteri, Syngnathiformes, Syngnathidae. The transcript is spliced from 8 exons. The record is from RefSeq and is a predicted model, not a curated record. Gene Ontology annotation, biological process: protein N-linked glycosylation; lipid biosynthetic process. Gene Ontology annotation, cellular component: intracellular membrane-bounded organelle; endoplasmic reticulum membrane. Bases 28 to 789 code for a protein of 253 amino acids. Gene Ontology annotation, molecular function: dolichyldiphosphatase activity.
CGGCUCACCAUUGGCUGGCCUUGCGCGAUGGGCGUGGUCUCCUGGAUUGCCCGGUGGUUGUGUCCGGGUAAGAUGGCGUUGGAAGAAGAGUGCUCGGCGCCAACUCGGUGGCGCGCCAUAUCGCUAACACACGUCGAGUUCGCCGAGGAUGACCUGACGGGACACCUGCUGGCCUACGUCAGCCUCCUGCCCAUUGCCAUCCUCGUGGGCUUUGUUACGCUCAUCGUGUUUAAACGGGAGUUGCACACGAUAUCCUUCUUUGGUGGGCUCACCCUCAACGAGGGCGUGAACUGGAUGCUCAAGCACAUACUCAGAGAGCCGCGCCCAUGUGCAGGGGCUCACUCCAUGCUGAACACGGAUUACGGGAUGCCCUCCAAUCAUUCCCAGCUCAUCUGGUUCUUUGUCGUUUACUUCUUUCUUUUCCUUUAUUUAAGAAUGCAUCAGACCAACAACGCUCGGUGCGUGGACCUGCUGUGGAGACACAUCCUGUCCAUCGUCCUGCUGGGCGUCGCCUUAGCAGUCUCGUACAGCAGGGUGUACCUGCUGUACCACACGUGGAGCCAGGUGGUCUACGGCGGCGUGGCGGGCAGCGCCAUCGGCAUGGUCUGGUUCUUCAUCACGCAGGAGCUGCUCACCCCGUUGUUCCCCAAAAUAGCGGCAUGGCCCGUGUCGGAAUACUUCCUGGUGCGCGACACCAGCCUGAUUCCCAACAUCUUGUGGUUCGAGUACACGGUGACCCGUUCGGAGGCCAGAAACAGACAACGAAAGCUCGGCACAAAACUCCAGUGAGCCCCUCGCGUGCAUUCUACAGAAAAACACUGGCGGACUUUGUGGACUCAGGUUGCCGGGUAGAAUUUUUUUUUUUUAAAAAGCGGGGAAGCGGCGGCAGUCAACUUGUACAAACCCCAGCUUGUCGACACACACACUCACGCACACACCUCUCGUCCUUGUACAGCUCAUCCAUGCAUGCCACACCGUGCAAGAGGGCAACUAUUUAAACAAUAGAUUAAAUAUUUGAACUAAAUGCACGCUGAUGGGUAACGUUGCUCCCAGGAGCCCAAAUGGAGGAUUUGCUCCGCCACAAAUCGUCAUACAGUCAUAGCAGCAUGUUUUUUUUUUUUUUUCAUAUUCUGACAGAGGCCUGAAUUUUUCUUAACGUCAGACAUUUGUGAUAUGUUAGAGAAAAAAAAAUGCACUUUGCGGGAAAAAAAAGAAGGAACUAAUUAAUAAUGAGCUAGUUAAAUGUUAAGAAACAUCCCUACUCUUUCCGUCAGUUGUCUCGGUCCUGCUAUGAUCGCGAUUAUUGCACGACUACAGGGGGGUUUGCGACGGAAUUGCGUUCCUACGGUGGUGACGUAACCCCAAUUUUUGGGAAUGCUAACCUUGCUUAAGUUAAUGCAGAAGUAAAGCUGUAAUUAUAGUUAAUAGUUGUGUGUAACAUACGAAAUACAGUGAACCCCCGUUUAUCGCAGGUGAUAUGUUCUAAACCCAUCUGCAAUUAGUGAAAAUCCACCAGUAACUUUUUAAUAGUUUUACCUCUCCCAUGGGAUUUAAACACAUUUAAACUAAUGAAACACACCUCAAACACAUUUAAACUAAUUAAAACACACCUAAACACAAAGUAUUAAGUAAGCACCUGUUCUCACUCUUUCACCUUCAAUACAUGGGAGACUAUUGUAUAAAAUCACUUUGAGGAAAGGAAAGGACUCGCACAGUUCACUGACUAAGAGUCAAGGAGUGCUUGCUUCAAGCUGUUUAUUUGUCACUCCCAAUUCAAGUUUACAGUAAAAUACACAUAAAACAAGACAAUUAAACAUUGCAUAUUUAAACACAAAAAUGUAAUAUUGUCGAGCGCAAGUCUCUUAGCUCAACGAUAAAACAUAAUCUGAAGUGCCAUAGACAGGCUAACGGAAAUUAGCAUCGUUGUUAGGCGGGUUGUAAACCUUCAAACAACUGCUCCUUUGAGACACACGGAGCAGCAAAGCAUUCAAACAACAAUAGCCAUGGGUAUAUAUAAUAUAAUAUUCUCUUUUCUCCUUGGGAACAACUAAUAUUGCUGCAUAUUCUCCAGUAGACCUCAGUGCUGUCAUGUUGUGGAACAACGUGGUACUACACUGAAGGCGCCUAGCUCGAAAUUUGGACUUGCCCGAAUCCUGUAAAAACCAUAAAUAAUGGUUGUUUACAAAUCCGCGAUCUAGCAAGGAACUGUGUAUCGCAUGUUGAAACUGUCAAGUCGGUGUUGCAAAUCUUUUCUCUCUUGCCUUACUGGGAUAAAUAAAGGUUAGAUUAAAAAAAAUAAAAAUAAAAAAUUGUAAACUGAGGCCGCCUUGUAUUGGAACAGUUCAACACAGCCUUUUUCAGUGUUGUUUGUUUUGGGGGAUGAUUUCUCACUUUAGCAGGUAAAAUGCAUGCUCGAUAGGGUUUAAGUAGGGGGAAAAUGGACUGGGUCUCUGUCAGUUGUUGUUUUAACGCACGUACAGCGAGACCGUCCUAAACCUUGGACCCCUCUGCAGUCAUCGUCUUUUACUACUCAUCCAUCACCUGGAUGAAAAAUUUGAGUAUAUUUGAAGAAAUCAGUUUCAUUUCAUCAUACUUUCUGGAUUUUGCGGAAACCUUCCAUGGGAAUGAAUGGCAAUGAUAUAAAUGGUUAUUUUUGCACACAAUAAUAUAUACAAACAUGAAAAUGUGAGGGCGGGGGGGGGAGAUACUUUUUUUUUUUUAAAUGUUUUAUUUUUUUUAAUAUCCCCUCCCACUUUUCAAUGUAUUUGCUGAUAUUUGUUUACUUAUUACGUUUUAAUACAAGAAAUGAAAUGUAUAGGUGCAUCUCAGUGAAUUUCAGUAUCAGGGCGACAUGUUUUUAUUUCAGGGGUUCAAUUCAAAAAGUGAGACUUUUAUUGUAUAGACUCACUACACACAGUGGCAUUUAUUUUUAAAACUUUAUUAUAGCUUACAACUAACAAAAAUGUAACAUUUUCCAACUCAAGAAAUUCAAAUAUUACAUCAGCAGUCAAUGUUUUUUCAUAUUGAAAUUAUGUGAGAAUUGCCCUCCUAAAAAGUAUUUCCCAUGUGUUAAUGAAUGUCAAAUUUACAAGUUUCACUUUUUAAACUGAGCUGCCGAAAUAAAGAAUGUUCUGAUUGAUUGCGAUGCACCAGCAUACAUAUUGAUAGUCGGCAUUUUUCGGUUCCCUUCUUUGACAAAUUUGGCAGUUUAUUCCGGUGAAUUUAUUUCCUUGUAAAGUUUCCACUCCCUGGAAUGUUGUCACUUUUACUCUUCUUUGUGUGAACGUUUGUGUGUAAAUCCACGUUUACGGAAAAGCAGGUCAUUUGUGGACCAAGGUGUUUUUUAAUUGUUAUGCCUCAUUCACGUGGUAGCAGCCCGGGAAAAGAAUUCUGGGAACUUUUCUUUUUUUUUUUUUUUUUUUUUUUUUUUUUAAACGAUUAUUUUCUUGUUCUGGUUUGCUUUAUUUUUUAUUUUAUUUACAUUUCCAAGACAACAUUCCUUGUCUUUUUAAUGAGCGAGCGUGCAUCGUGAAUGCCGAUGUACUUUUCCUUGCUUUUGUCAUCAUUUUUGCAGAAAGGGAAAAUAAUAAUAAUAAAAAAAAAAAAAAAAAGUACAUAAAGUUGGUGGUAGCAUGUGAUGUGGAAUUCCUUGGGUGGAGUUCCUGUGUACUGGGGAUCAAAGUGUCAUCAUCAGAAUCAAAAAGGGAAGUAGAAUUUCUUUUCCUAUGUCUAUUCUAUAUCAGGCUGAAUAAACGCGUUUAUGUACAAAGUCGA